CCCUUAAGAGUUAAGGGAGCUGAGCGGAGAGAGAGAGUUCGGACUUCAGAACCUCACUGCCUUCUUCUUUCUUUUUAUUUUCUUCCUCUUUUGCUUUUUGUUACUGUUGUGUACUUGCUACUGUUUUCCAUUUAAAGAACUGAGCUCAAGUAUCUUUCUUGCUAGAUUCUCGCUCUGUAAUUCUGACCAAGAAUUUAUUUUUCUUCUGGGUUUUUUCAGAAUCCCCACACCCCUUUUUCCCUCUACCUUUUAAAAUACUCUAUUCAUUCAACACUUUUCACUCCACGCCCUCUCUGUCUUUGUCUUUGUCUUCGUCUUCUUCCUCUUGUCUUGGCUUUCUGCACUACAAUGGAUGAAUAUUACUGUAAAAGAAGUGGACAAAUUCCAGCUUUUGGAGACUGGGAUUAUUCAAACGACAUGCCAAUUACUCAAUACUUUGAGUGUGCAAGACAAGCCGGGUUGCUUCGCUACAGUUCUUCUUCCGGAGAAUCUGAUCUGUGCAUGCGUCGUAGUUGCGGUGGCGGUGAUUUAUACGCCGUCGAUUUGAAGAAAGCUUCUCGUAAUGUCAAUGGUGUUCCUCCCAGAAAGACGAAAGUGGGAGAAAAGCGAGGCCCGCAAGUCAAGGAGCAGAAAAAGCAGCAACAAGUGAAGAAGGUGUGUGACUGUCACGUGACUCAACCACCAAGGAAACAACCACCACGCUCUAAAUACGGCGUUGUUACCCCCACCCCACUGCCUGUUCGACCUCCCAAAGCCGUCGACGAAGAUCUCUACAAAAUCCCUCCUGAACUCCUCCACUCCCAGAAGCGGAAGAAAAUGCCUGGAUUCUUUUCAUGCCUGGUGCCUGCAUGUGCCUCUUGAGUCCGGAUCUUCACAACAAGCUUCUCUUAUGGGAAUGUUUGAUUCACAAAAUUAAAGAUGUAUUGAAUAGUUAAUGUAAUGCUCUCUGUGGACAUUAUCUUCCACCAAAGUUAAUGUAUGAUAUUAGCCAAAAUCAAACUGUUUGACAGACUGAGAAUGAAGAAUAGAUGUUAAAUUUCAUCUUG
Pistacia vera is the source of this 1046-nucleotide messenger RNA. RefSeq lists its product as uncharacterized. The record is from RefSeq and is a predicted model, not a curated record. The transcript is spliced from 4 exons. NCBI's taxonomy places the organism in Eukaryota, Viridiplantae, Streptophyta, Magnoliopsida, Sapindales, Anacardiaceae. Bases 349 to 861 code for a protein of 170 amino acids.